AUGGGUCGCACCGUACAGAUCACAGUUGCAGUUGCUGCAUCAUUCGAAUUCAUGCUCGCCAUAUCUCUCAUCGCUGUUUUUGCAUCCGCUUACCCUGAUCGAUAUCGUUCGGCGCUAUGGCAUGAAGGUGGAAUCAAAGGUUGGAACUCAGAUCCGAGUUACCGCACAUACCUGUGGGCAAACUACAAAGAUAUGCCACCAAUGCCGUUGAUCUGGGAUGAGAGGUCAACUCAGUACAACCUCUGUGUCGCAAUCAUUACCAUGUUACUCUGGUUUGUGCGGCUAUGUAUUCGGGGGCGCGCUUUAGAUGUCUUCGGCGCCGUUGUCAGCAAUGUGUUGUACGAUAUCAUGCUGGUCGCGCUUUGGUCCUAUAGUGCUGCAGUGCAGUCGUCCGGCGAUUUCACCGAUCCGCAGCACAUAUCGUUACGACCAUGGUACCUUGAUCAUAGGUGCAAUGAAGCGCGGCAAAAGAACUACGUCGGUUGCCAGACUGCCAAAGCUUCGUUUGGUCUUGCGAUAUCUGUAAUUGUAUGGUACGGCGUUCGAUGCGUUGUCACAUGCAUGUACGGCGCCUAUGAAUACGGCCAGAGCUCCGCGGUUGCAGACCACAGAUGUCUAGACGUUGAAAAGAGCGACCUGCUCCUUUGA
This is a messenger RNA of Boeremia exigua, 648 nucleotides long. RefSeq lists its product as uncharacterized. The record is from RefSeq and is a predicted model, not a curated record. The transcript has 3 exons. NCBI's taxonomy places the organism in Eukaryota, Fungi, Ascomycota, Dothideomycetes, Pleosporales, Didymellaceae. The coding region runs from base 1 to 648 and encodes 215 amino acids.